AACAAAGAGAUUAGUCACUCGCGACGCAUAUUGCUGUGUCGGCUCUUUGAAGUGCACAAUUACCGCGACUUAUGCCCAUUAAUUCGGCUUAGUACAAUAGGAGUGUGUAGAGUGGUAAUCAGGGUUUACUCGGUGUAAUCAUCUGUCAAGUGCUUAUAGUCGUGCACCGCUGAAAUUAGGUCAAAGGAUUUUGAUUGGAAGAGGAGAGUCCAGAAGAAGAGAGAUUCUUAAUUCACAAAGAUAGAGAGAAAUAUUGGAGAACAGAACUAGUUUUAUGAAACAUGUAUGAACAUAAUCAUAUGUAGGAUUUAAUUGGAUUUCUGGAGAUAAUUAUAGGUUGAAAGGGGGACAAAGCAGGAUGACAUAAGCAGUAGAUGGGUAGAAGGGGUCGGGGCUAGUGUGCACCAUGGGCAAGCGGAAGUUGGGCGAAGUAGAGAAUGGUUACUCGUCAUCAUCAUCGCAGGAGGAAAAUGACGAUGUGGACAGCUGUGCUAGUUCAGCUUCAACCAACAGUAGUACUGACGUGCCAACAGGAUCUAAAUCGAAAAGAAAGAAAACCAAAUCAGUGAAGUUUAAAGGAGUAAAUGUAUUCUACUUUCCAAGAACGCAGGGAUUCACAUGUGUGCCAAGUGAAGGAGGCUCAACACUUGGUAUGGGGGAGAAGCAUGUGCACAGGGAUGACUUCACAUUAGCUGAAUUUGCUCGAGAACAGCGCAGAAUCCACCGAGAGAUGCUGGAAAAACAGCGCCAAGAGGGUAAACUGAUGGAAGGACUUGAAGCUCGUCUUGCCGAAAUGGAUGAAGAAGAAGAAGGUUGCCAUAGUGAUGAUGAUAGUGACUGGGAAUUUGAAGAUCUCGAUGAUUACUAUUUUUUACAACCGGUGUCUAUUCGGCAGAGACGAAUAAUGUUGAGAAACAAUGGGGUAAAGAAAAUUGAUAAUACAGAAAAAGAUACGUGUAAACACAUUCGACAGUCUCGUGAACAAUGUGGAUGCGAUUGUAAACUGUAUUGUGACCCAAAAACAUGUGCAUGUAGUUUAGCUGGAAUUAAGUGUCAAGUGGACAGGUUGUCUUUUCCAUGUGGUUGUACUAAAGAUGGCUGUGCCAAUCCAACAGGUCGUGUAGAAUUUAAUCCAAUUCGUGUACGGACUCAUUUUAUUCACACAGUAAUGAGAUUGGAAUUUGAAUCAAAAUGCGAGAAGAGUUGUAAAUCUAGUGAUUCUGAAAGUGAAGACAAGGAUGCUGUAAACUUAUCUCAGUUUAAUAGCAAUGAAAGAGGAUCGUGCCGCGACUGUCAGAAUUCAGAGUUCAGUAAUGCACUUAUGCAGGAAAUGGAGUAUGCAGCUUUAAAUCGGGAACAGAGUCACAUGACCAAUUAUAACAUGACAAAUUCAUUUACACAUGUAACUAACGGUCAGAAUGGGAACAUGAAUGGCAUAUUUAAACCAAAUCAGUCAUCAGUAUCAUACGUUAAUCUCAAUAACUCGACAUUAAACAAUAUGUAUAAUUCUGCAACAGAAUUUUAUAAUGCAGAAAAUACAACAAGUAUGUAUGAUUUCCAGACUCAUAAAGAGGAUACUUCCUCCUACUCUGAAAUGAGUGAAAGUUCCAAUGAAGAUGGAGCAAUGUAUCGAAAGUCAUUUGGAAAUUUAUCACGAUUUCAGCAAAAUAUAAACUGCACUGUUAGUUCUUCAUCAUUUCCUGUAAGUUCAAAUUCAAAUGAAAAGUUUUCCGACAUAGCUGAGGCAUCUGAACCUGCAUUUAAACUGCAACCCAUAUCAUCUAUACUGAACUCUGUAAAUGAUACUUUUUCAACACACAGUUCUACUUUGUGGAAUUCGGAUGGCAAAUUAUCUGAAAAUUCAUUGUCGUCUAGUUUGCCAGCAGUUUCCACAGCUUCUCUACCAGACUGUUGCUAUACAACCAUGAACAAUACAACAUCAGAUAAAAUUGCAGAAACUUGCCCCGGAAUUUCCUCACAUAUGAACAAAGAAGUAAACAAUUGUGACAUCGGGGGACUAGUUAAUUCGGCAAGUGAGUCGGACAAUCUGUCUGUUAGUAGUUUUUAUGACUCAGACUCAUCAAACCACGCGAUCACUCCUGCAUGUUACGAUGUUGAUACUAACGAAAAUGAGAAGAAAUUGAGAGAAACUAUAGAAGUUACCGCACAUAAAGUGUGCGAAGAUACAGCUGGACCAAAUUUUGGAGAAAUUAUAAAGGAAUCUAUAUUUGAAAUAGUAUCUGCUUAGUUUACAAAAGAAAAAAUGCUGAGUUUUGCAAUGAUAUAAGUAUUUGUUAAACACAGUUGUGGGCUAAUAGAUUUUUAGUGGUUUAUUGGUACUAAAAUUAGAAAAAUAUGUUAUCUAAAAAGUUAUUGGCAAAUGUCUAAGAAAGAAUUUUAAAUAAAUGUUUAAUUAUUAACACAGAACUUGAAACUCGCAUCCCAAGUUAGGAAAUUAAUAUUUAAAUUGUGUACUGCAUAAAAAAUAUAAGUUGUGCAAUACAAAAUGUCUAUUGAUAUAAAAUAUAAAACUUUCAGUUGGAUAAGUAUAAUUUAAGUGAAUUUUAGCCAGUUUCAUUAUGGUUGUAAUGCUGUUGGCCCAUACUUGAUAAGGUAUACUUUUUUUAUUUGUUUAAGAUUUUUGCAAAACCUGCUAGGCAAUACCUCAAAAUUCUGGUUGUGUAAAAUCUUUAAAAGAAUCUAGUAAAGAACCUUGGUUAUUAAGAUUGUUCAGGCCAAAAGUUUGACCACAGGUCAGGAUACUGUAAUUGUCAAAAUUAAGCUUUCUUAGUUAUUAUUUUAUAUAGUAUCCUGUACUUCCUUUUGUUGCAGAAUAUUUAAAUCUUACUGGCACAAGAAUGGUUUGAAUUAAAAUGGCAGCCCAGACUUUUCCGUGUACUAUAGUAUACAUUGUAUUUUGACAAUGGCUGUCUUGUUUCCUUAACUUACUUUUUAGAAAAGGUAACACAUUAUAUCAUGUUUAAUACCUAUACAGAUGAUAAGUUUUUUAUAAGGGAAUUCAUUUGAUUGUUGGUUUCACUUUGAUAGACAUUUCACCAUCAUUUUAUACAACAGUCCUUAUUUCAUUUUACCCAAAACUUACAAGAUUUGUAAAGUAUACACUUUUUACUAUUGUUUAUUUCAACAGUGCUGGUUCACAGUUUAUUUAUGGUAUCUGUUAGAUAAAAGAUCAGUAUUGUUUUAUAGGCAUUCAUGAACAAAUGUAUGAUGAUAAUUCUGGAGAUGAUACAGCCUGUAGAUGACAGGGCAUACUUGUCAAUCUGUUACAUGAAUAGCAUGAUUUUCUGGCAUUUUAUGUAAUUUUGCAAGUUUUAAUUACAGUUUUCCCUUACUGUCUAAGGACAGGACACAGUUUAUGUAAUAGAAAUUUCUUUACAUUGGGGGUAAUAUGACAUCUUAAUUAAAAUUGAUAUGAUGUUAAUGAAACAAUUAUAAAAUUACAUGUACCAAAUAACUGGUUUGCAGUAUUGUCUUUUCUUACAUCAGUAUGUGGCAGUUUAUGAUGACAGAACAAAAAUGUAUGGAGUUAAUACUAAAUAGUGUCUGUAUUGAAUAGAAAUAAUCUCUCCCUUGUUGAAUCUCUGUACUAUAAUGAUCUGAUCUUGUCUUUGUACUUGCUCCCUCUUAAGGCAUGCUUUAUUUAUUUAUUGAUACAAAUACUAUUAAGGGGAGAUAAAUUCACCUUGCAUUUCAAGAAUAGUGUGCAGGAUUUACUGUGUCUAGGGCUCAAAACUAUAUUUUAUUGUCCAUGUAUCAGAAUUUCACGGUGCAAGGCAAAUAUUGCUAGAAUUUUUAAAAGUACAUGUAUCAUUAAAUCUGUUCAAAAUGUUCUGACAGUAAGCAAUGUUCUAACAAAUAUGUUUUACAAAUGUUAUACUUCAGUCUGGCCUGAAAGUUAUUUCCAAGGUUAGUUUUUGAGAGCCUUUGAAAAUCAAUUUUAGACAACCUAUGUAAAAAAUGGAAGAGCGGAUACAAUACCCUGUUCCAAGAUUUAGGAAGUAGAGUGUUAGAAAUGAUUGAUUGUAGGGAAACAACUGAAGGAAACUUCUGAAGCAAGAUCUUAGAUGUAAAUGUUGUUAAGUAUAUUUAUAUCUUUUUCUUAGUAUAGUAAAUCAAUGAAUUGUUCAUGUACAUGUUUUACUUUGUGACAAAUCACUUUCACAAAAUGAACAAAUUUUUUAAUGAGAAAUUUGUACAAAAUUUUACAUAUUGUUAUUAUUUACAAAUGUUUCGUAAAUGUAAAUAAGUGUUGUCCAAUCAAUGAGCAUAUCUUUUUGAGUGUUCUGCAUGGUUAUGUGAAAACCAUAUUUAAACUGUUGUUAUUUAUUUGAUAGUUGAUAAGUACUUUAGUAAGACAUUUUGUGAGAAAGGUAAUGAUACAUGUUCUAUUUUAGGUCAUUUUUUUGAAGUGAAUUUGUAUGGAUACUGUUUCAACAUUUGUGUAUUAAUUGUACCAAUGUUUUGAGCUGAUUCUUGUCUCUCAAUGCUACACACAUUGUUGUGUAAUUCACUAACAAAUAUAUUAUGCUGAUUCAAAACUGAAAAAUGACCUACACACACAAAACUAUCAGAUGAAUUCUAUGGUACAUUUUACGGCCAGUCCACAUGCGAUUUAUUUUGAUUAUUCAGAUCUUCACAAAUGAUCUUCUCAUUUUGGCUACAAAAUUAACUUGUUUUUAAACUCUGUUCUAUUUUCCUGUAUAUAAUAUUCACAGUAUUUGAAUAAAAAAAUUGGAAACAGGCAUUUCCUUUAAUGAUAAUGUAUAAAAUGGUUUUUGCAUGCCAAUACUUUCCCUUUUACAUAAUUAUGUAGUAUGUGUAUGAAAAUUGUGUGAUAUGUUUACCACAGAAUGCCACAAAAUAUCUGCCACAUGUUUCACUGUUAUCUCACUUUCAGUUUUGCUUAUAAGUGAGGCUACGCAACUUGUAUAAUUUGUAGGUCUUACAACCUGUACUACUAACUUGCAAUAUAAAACUUUUCAUCCCAUAAUAUUGCUUGGUCUAGUUUAAGUGGUUAGGACUCUGUGUCUAGUGGUUGGCAGAAGUUAGGACUCUGUGUCUAGUGGUUGGCAGAAGUUAGGACUCUGUGACUAGUGGUUGGCAGAAGUUAGGACUCUGUGUCUAGUGGUUGGCAGAAGAGCUUCAAUACUGUAUUACUUGCUUUCUAAAUAACAUUUUGAUAACAGAAAGUGAAAACCACUUGUCCUCUCAUUCCCAGCAUCUGCAGUCUGCUGUGAAAUCAGUUUACUUUUGUGGGAUUGAAAUUUUGUGGUUUUGGCAAAAACAACUUUUUGUUGAUUUCAAAUUUUGCUAGUAAAAUCAAUAAGAAAUAUGUUUCCUUGCAGGGAUUUAAUUUAGUGAAUUAACAGAACCACAAAAUUCUCAAGUUAGUCCCCCGCAUAUAUUGAUGAUUUCAGAGUGAAACAUAACAUGUUACACUGAGUACUGAGGGAAGUGGAAAUUCUGCAAACUUCUGUCUCGUUUUUAUACUUGUUGGUUUGCUAAUACUGUUAAUGGAAAAAAUGAAAACAGUUACGCAUUUUUUUUUUUACUUUACUGUUUCCUGUUAAUAAAACAAAUCAUGUCCAAUUCAUUGUUUAGCUGGUCAAAGUAAUUACCAGGAAUUUCAUGUCAUUGUACUUGUUAUUUUAUAAUAGUUGAUAAUAUUUACACAUUUUUGCUGCAAUGAGUUGGAAUGGUACUAUUUUAAAAGUGUUCAUUUUCAUCUAAAUGUGAAAAAAUUAAGUUUUUUCUUUAGUCAAUGAAUGUUACCAUACACAAGUAGUGUCAGUAUUUUUUAUCAUUUUAUGUCAGUUAAAUAUACUGUUUAAGUUUGGUAAUGUUUGCAACAAACAGACUUUGCCAUAAUUAAAAGUAGCAUAAUUAAAACCAUAACUACUCUACAAACACCAUAGACAUUUCAUAACUGAAAAUAGCCAAGAUAUUCCAAAUAUGUGCCAUAUCUGAUGAGGAACGGCUUAAUAAUGUUUAUUGUAUUAUGCCCUUGUUAGUUAUUUUAUGUACAAAACUGCAAUACAUGACUUAGUUUAAGAUGUUAGAUACAGCAUAUGUUGUUGAUGGCUUACCUUCUGUGUGUUGAAUUGUUAGCUGCCGAAUGACUUUGUAGACAUACCAUAACCAUUCUGCUGUUACUUUCUUAUAGAAACUUUCUUUGCUGCUUGAGGAAAAACACUGGACUAAAUAUAAUGCUUUUAGCAUUUAUUAAUAAUUUUUAGCUCACGUGACCUUUGUUAAGAGUGAGCUAUUGGUAUUGUUGGAUGGUCUGUCUUCCUGUGACAUAGAUAUCUUAUCUUAUGUAAUUAUUUUGUCACUAGCAUCUUGGCGUGGAUCAUUCUAAAAUUGUUCAAACAGUCCAUGUUGACCUCUUAAGCCAAAACUAAAAAUAGAAAACCUUUAAAGGACUUCUCAUGGACCGCCUGAUGGAUCUUCAUCAGACGUACUCUUUAGCAUCAUUUUGAGUUCCUUUUCUCAAAUUUGUCCAAAAGAGGGUGCUUCGUUCCUUUUCGAAGCCAUUACAGCUAGAAAAAGAAAAAAACAUUCGAACAGGUACUUGAAGGAUCUUCUUCAAACUUGACCUGUAGCGUCAUAGUUUUUGUUCCACUUGGCUCCGUUUAGGGGCCACCAGAGUUGAAAAUACAAACAGUUCAAAACAACUUUAUAUCAAGAACAAUUUUAUCAAGAAGUUCCCUCUCAUGGUAAUACAUUUUUGGCCGUCACAACAGAAUAUAGAAAAAAAAUAGCUAUUUUGAAUGAACUGCUUAAAAGAUGUUCACCAGACAUGGUGAGAAGCAAGGUUAGAUGCAUAAGGUCGUGUUAAGGUGAGUGACUUAGGCCCUCUUGGGCUUUCUUUCAUUAAUUGCAUUUGCUGUAACUUUAACUUUAAUGGAAACCAAAUAAUGUUUGGUGUAAUUGAUGUAUGUCGUAUAAAGACUGGAUGCAAGUGUAUUCCUGAGUAACGAGAUGAUGUUUUACAGUAAAAUAAGUUUGACACCAAUAACUUACUUUUUCUCUGAGCCAAAACAAUCUAUAUACUAUUGAAGUCAAGAAAGAUUUACAUGCCCUUUACAGUUGAGUGAAACUUUUGUUAUUUUUUUAAACCAAAUGCAUUUAUUUGCUCGUUUUUGGGCUCAAUUAGUUAUUGUUACUGUAUUGUUUGUUUAUUGUAUAAUGUUCUCUCUGUUUUAAGUUGUUUUAUGGUAAUAUCAGUGUGGGGAUAAUGAGGGUUUUACAUGGUGCUGCAACUUAUUUAGCACAGUUCUGUUGUAUGUUUGUCUGUAGAGUAUACAUGACAUUAUUUCCUUACUUAAAUCAGCUCUUCUUUAUUGGAAUGGUUAACAUUGAAAUGAAUUUUAAAUGGGAGACUUACAGUUUUUUUAUGAGUCCUGAUGAAAAACUUACUGCAGGAGCAGUUUUCACUUUUUUGCAAUGCUUUGAAAGUGCUUACAGCUUUACCACUGCAAGUUUUAGAAACAGCCAAAUACAGGAUAUGGUGAAAUAUGCAUUUAUUUUGCUUUGAUUUUUUUGUGAGCAUUUGGCUAGAUCAUUGUGGGCAAUUCUGGUUUUAUAGUACUGAUAGCGGUAAUAAAUGAUAGAAAUUUGGGAAAAAUUGGUAACAUGUUUUAGUUAAUAAUAUUUAGCUGACCAGAGCACAAAGUGCUCAAGGUGAGCUAUAGUGAUACACCUAUGUCUGUUCUUUUGUGGUGUCAAUAAUUUUACUGUCACACUCAAGAGGAUUCUAUUUUUGUCCUAUCUUUAAUGAAACUUGGUAAGGAUGUUGGCCUUUAUGAAGUCCUGCAAUGAGUUAGAAACCAGGUCAUAUGGAGUAAAAAAGCUAGGUCAAGUAAAUCAGGUUUGAAAGAUAUCUUAGAUCAAAAGCUAGGUCAAGUAAAACAGGUUUGAAAGCAGGAUAUCUUAGACCAACAACUAGGUCAAGUAAGUCAGGUUUGAAAGCAGGAUAUCCUAGACCAACAACUAGGUCAAGUAAAUCAGGUUUGAAAGCAGGAUAUCUUAGAUCAACAACUAGGUCAAGUAAGUCAGGUUUGAAAGCAGGAUAUCCUAGACCAACAGCUAGGUCAAGUAAAUCAGGUUUGAAAGCAGGAUAUCUUAGACCAACGACUAGGUCAAGUAAAUCAGGUUUGAAAGCAGGAUAUCUUAGACCAACGACUAGGUCAAGUAAAUCAGGUUUGAAAGCAGGAUAUCUUAGACCAACGACUAGGUCAAGUAAAUCAGGUUUGAAAGCAGGAUAUCUUAGACCAACAACUAGGUCAAGUAAGUCAGGUUUGAAAGCAGGAUAUCUUAGACCAACAACUAGGUCAAGUAAAUCAGGUUUGAAAGCAGGAUAUCUUAGACCAACAACUAGGUCACUUUAGGCCACAAUUUCUACCUGAUUUUCGUGUCAUAUGGUCAGAAUGUUUUUUCUGUUUAAAUGUUGGUUAAAUUUUUGACUAGGUUAUGGUUGGUCUUAAACUAGGUUAGUAGGUUAAAUCUUAGAAUUACCUUGUUAACUUUCCAGAAACCACAUUCAUGGAACUGUCCAGUUGUUUGUCUUGAUGAAAACUAGUUUUAAGUUCUAGUUAUAAACAAGCUCAGUAGGUCAAAUUUAUUGAAAAAUCUUUUAACGUACCUGAUCUUCACAAAAUUUUGUCAGAAUGUUUGUCUUAAAACAUCUAGGUUAAGUUUGCAAAACUCUCAACUAGGGGAAAAGAAAAUAGGUCACUAGGUCAGAUUAUUGAAAACCUUGAUAAACAUUCUACUUUAUGUCGGAAUGUUUGUUUUAAUGAAAUUUAGGUAAAAUUAUAUACUAGGUUAAAAGGUGUAAGAACAAGGUUAGGUGAUCAAUACAAGGCGUUCAUGGCCCUCUUAUCUUACGAGACAGUUAAUUCAGAGAUAUCAGUUACAAUAAUAGUAUGAGUGAGUAUACAAGUAUGUUGUGCUGAUCCACACCCACAAGCACAUCUAAGAUACAAGCAUCACAUUCAUAUUAAAUCAUACCGAAUUUUUCAUUGAUAACAAAUUAGAAAUGGUCAGGUUUAUAUUUCAGUAAAUAUUUUGAAAAGAAUUCACCAGUUCUUAGAAAUAACCUUUUGCAAAUAUAGAGCAAAAAUACCUAGAUAUAAUGUUUUAGCUGAGGCAGUAAGUUAAAUAAUAACAUUUUGAUUAUUUGUCAGAAUUAUGAAUUUGUGUCCCAAAGAGAAUUUUGUUAGUAUUUUUAUUGGACACAUACAAGCUGUUUUAUUUGUCAAUAAUUUACCAAAUCUUUUUCAAAGAAGUGUUGCAGAUUGUUUUUGGAGAUACAGUUUUGUACUUUACAUCAGUGAUGUGUCUACUAAAAUUGUCCAUACAUUUUGGACUGUUCUGUACUGUUGAAUGUGAAACUUUUGUAUCAUUAUAUACAUUUUGUAAAGCAAGUUUACACAAGGGACUGCAAUGCAUAAAAGAUAUGUUUAUUUAAUCUGAGCUGUUACAUUUUAAGUCAGUAGUAUUGUUUUGUCAUAAACAUAAGGGCAUUUUCUUUCAAAAUGGGACCAAGUCUUACAGAUGUUUUCUGAGCAAAGUUAUUUAAAUUUUCCUACUUUCUUGUCUAAAGCUUACAGAAACCUGCCUUGCUUUUCACGUUAGAUAAAUUUCCAUUGGUGUUUUAUAUACAUAACCUGGUCAAAAGAUUCUCAAGAGUUUGCACUCCGAGGAUCAUUGGAUAUCUGUUGGCUGUCGCUUGUCUGUUGGAACAUUCCCUGGGGACUCACUACCAAGUUCCUUUAAGCAAUUUUAAUUUGUUAAAAAAAAUCAUUGUUGCUGCUAGAGGGCAGGCUCUAUAUGGCUAUGUGUAAAGCUUUUAAAAUCUUUUCUGGACAGAUUUAAAAAUUAUUUCACUCAAAUGACCCUUCACUCUGCCAGAGUUGUUUUGUUAAAAAUACAUGGCUUUAUAAUCUUGUCAGAAAAUGCUGACUUUCUUUCAAAAUGAUUUCACACAAAUGUUCCUUGGAUGAAUCUCUGUCAAACUCCUUUGGAGUAUUUGGCUUUGUUAGAAACCAUUGCUAACUGGGGAUGGGGCAGGUUUUCUCUAAAUAUGUACAUGUAUAGUGCAGUCUUUGAGUCUUCUUCUCCAGAACUGCUGACUAGAUUUCAGUGUGACUUUAUUUACUGAUGCAGAAAUAUUUUUUUACAGGGACCCUUAACCAAGAGUGUUCGGACAGAUUUUAUUAAUAAAAGAAACAUGGCCGCCAGAGAGGGUGGUAACUUUUCCGUAUGUGUAUGUUAUAGAAGCCGUAAAAAGUUGCUGUUAUGAUUUUGAAAUAAUUUUACAGAAAUUCUCUAGGUGACCCUACACCAGUUAUUCAGGUUUGUCAAAAACGUGGCCACCAGAGGCUGUAGUCACUUAUUCCAAGUUGCAACCUAAAGAUCUUGGCAGAAAUUGCAAGCUCAGUUUCAAAAUAAUUUCACAGAAUCUGAUGUUUUCAUUUUAUGGCCUUCCAAGCUUUGAAACUCUGGUGAGCAAUCCAGGGCCACAAUUGCUCUAUUGUUUUAACAAAGAAGUGAGAAUGGUGUAUAAAAGGGAUUUACUUUUAUGAAUUGCAGUCAGUUAUGUUUACGCUGGUUUAUCGUAAAAUGAUUUUGUUGAUUGUUUUCUAAGCCAAAGCAUGAUUAUUCUCUAUUGUCUGUAUUGUGAUUUGUUUUACCAAAUAUCAAACUAGAUUUAGAGCAACUAUUGUAGGUCCAAGGCUUUUGAAUCUCAUCUGGCAGAUUGGUAUAAAUAGCAUUGGGAUUACAUGCAAGAUCAUUCAGAAAUUCAGAAAUGAAAUCGCAGAACAAAUAAAAUAUUUGAAAGAUUUUUUCCAAAGAAUUUCAGCCUAAAUCCAUUUGUUCUACCAAUUCCGGUUAUUGUUACAGGGAACAGAUCAAAGUAAAUUCUAUUCCUGCCUGUAUUUAAACUUUUUUACCAGUUUAUUUUCCAUUUUGGACCAUCAGUAGAACAAAAACAGUUUCAAAAUAUUUCUUUAUCAAGCAGUUUGCUGAUGAUUAAAAAACAGAAGCCAUGGAUCUUCAGUGAGUUGAUAUUUUUAGAGAUAGAUAGAUAUAUCAUAUAUAUUGUACACAAAGUCUUGGUGCAAUAAAAAAAAUCUUCAACA
Molecule: messenger RNA, 11168 nt
Organism: Mercenaria mercenaria
Lineage: Eukaryota; Metazoa; Mollusca; Bivalvia; Venerida; Veneridae
Exons: 5
Coding region: 407-2248 (613 amino acids)
Biological process (GO): regulation of transcription by RNA polymerase II
Cellular component (GO): nucleus
Molecular function (GO): sequence-specific DNA binding; DNA-binding transcription factor activity, RNA polymerase II-specific
Source: RefSeq, a predicted model, not a curated record